CGGGCCUUUGCGUCAAGUAUAACGUCCCAAGCAUCUGCAAUUGCGGAAAUCCCGCCAUGCGGAAUUCAGUGUCUGUUCACCGCGAUACCGACGAGCGGCUGCUUGUGGGAUGAUGUUAGCUGCAUAUGUCAGAGCGAAAACCUCACACGAGCCAUGGCGACGUGCCUACUCGAUAAUUGCACUAUGGCUGAUACUCAAAACACAGCGCGGGUGCAAGCGGAUCUCUGCCAUCUCUCAAAAGAUUCGAAGAGAACAGAGAUGUUCUUGUUCUCUGGCAUCUUGUACGCUAUAGGACUCAUGAACGUCAUGCUGCGAACGGCCGGGAAGCUAGUAUCCAAGCGCCUUGCAUGGGAUGACUGGAUUCUUGUUGGCACACUGCUAUUCACCACUCUACCCUUGGGAUGCGUUUUGGCCAUGACUAGGAUAGGGUUCGGCGAGCAUCUAUGGAAUCUCAAAGCUAAUACACUACUUCCCAUCUUGCGAUACUUCUACAUUGCCUGGUCUACCUAUAUUCUGGUGAUCACCCUCAUCAAAAUUGCAUUAGUAGUAUUCUAUCUUGAGAUUUUUGACUCGCGGCGGUUCAAGAUCACAGCUUACAUCGUGAUUGUCUAUCUCGUUGUCACGAGCCUCAUCAGCUUUUUUAUCACCAUCUUCGUGUGCAAGCCUAUUUCAUAUUACUGGAAUCGCGAUAUUGAGGGCACAUGUAUGGACCCUCAAGUGAUCGCUUAUGGGUGCUCGGUAUGCGCAAUUGUCCAGGAUGUGGUAUUGCUCAUCCUGCCACUAGUCUUUAUCCGAGACCUCAAAAUCCAGAGACGCAGAAAAAUUGGCGCUGUCGUCAUGUUCUCCGUCGGAUCCCUUGGGUGCAUCGCCACAAUUAUCCGGUUCCAUGCCCUUACUACGUUUCGGAUCUCUGUCGACCCAACAUGGGACUAUGUGUCUGCUACCAUUUGGACAGAGGUCGAACUCGCGGCCGGUAGCAUUUGCGUAUCGCUACCAUCAAUCCGGGUGCUCGUGUCAAAGACACUC
Bipolaris oryzae ATCC 44560 is the source of this 1026-nucleotide messenger RNA. RefSeq lists its product as uncharacterized. The transcript has 3 exons. The record is from RefSeq and is a predicted model, not a curated record. Lineage: Eukaryota; Fungi; Ascomycota; Dothideomycetes; Pleosporales; Pleosporaceae. The annotation marks the transcript as partial.